Messenger RNA from Fusarium redolens, 2469 nucleotides. Its product is annotated as fungal-specific transcription factor domain-containing protein. Bases 1 to 2355 code for a protein of 784 amino acids. The record is from RefSeq and is a predicted model, not a curated record. The transcript is spliced from 7 exons. Lineage: Eukaryota; Fungi; Ascomycota; Sordariomycetes; Hypocreales; Nectriaceae.
AUGGAAAGUUCACCAGAAUCAGUCCGUCCGGUGAAGCGCGUCAAGUACGCGCAACAAGACGAUGCGAUUCCACUGAAUACAGCCACAUCCAGCAUCAGGACCUCCGACACCGUUAACGAGCCCCUGGUUACUGAUGUCCCAUUGUUCGACAAUACAUGGCCCAUGACAACGGAAUUGUCGUCCCCCUCAGAGGUCCUAUUCAACCUUCCGGAGGACCUUGGCAAUUCGUGGGCCCCAGCUUUUACAGGUAAGGAAGAAGGAGAUGAGAGAGAACAUGUUGCACCCACCCACCCCGCUCUUACUCCCACCCUCACCCCGUUGCACAAUCCGACUGAGAAUCCAUCUUUCAUCCAUCAUGUUCCCGACUUUGUUCCAAUUCCAGCCGAGAAGAUCAGAACUACCCUCCGUUCGCUGACGUUCCAUGCAGCACCCCAGCCUGUGUUGAAUCUUCAGGUAGCCACAGCACCUCAACCAGAACCUCAACCUGAGCCACCUCGCUCUCAGGCCCAGCGACUCCCUCGCCUCUUGCCUGCGGUGCACGACGCUCUUCCAGAACGAGCUGUUGAACCGCAAGACUCAAAGAAGAGAGGCGUGGCACCAGUAGACGGGCUCGUUGCAAGUCCGUUCACUGCAAAUGAAGACCGACUGAUUGUGUCUGCCUUUCCUCGGUUUAUUCGCCCUGAGAAUGGACAGGUGAACGGGUAUGUCAAAUUCAACUGGCCUUCGCGAGCUCCAUCGAGACGACCGUCUGGCCCUGUACCACCCCCAUCAGAGGAUGACGUUGAGGACAUAACGCCCAACGUAACGCGAUCACACACUCUCGAUCGCAAUCCAACCAUAAUAACUCUGGUUAACCCUGUGCCUGCCAUGUCUUCCGCGCCAAAUGGGACUAUUUCACCCAUGGACCUAGAGGGAGGAUGGGGAAGUGCUUCGUCGCCGAUAUUGAUGGCAGGUUCUCCAGUUUCCCUUCAAGACACUUCACAAAUUUUGGUAUCGGGUGACCCGAAAAUGCUGCCCCCUCAGUUCGGAUUCCAAGCAAAGAUGGAUCAUAUCGACAGACGAUUAUUUGAGUUUUAUAUUAAGAACUGGUGUCCAGGAAGGAGUGUGCUCAGCAACACAAACCUGUGGUUGAAGGAUCUGGCGCCGAUGCAUAAGAACGAAGGCAUUCUCCACGCUAUUCAGAGUCUUGCCGGCGUCUACAUCUAUGAUUAUAUACCGGAUGAGCGCAUCCGACAGCGGAUCAAUCAGCGAUAUGUCACGGCGGAUCAAUAUUUCAGCACACUCCUCAACGCACCCGAAAGCAGGGAAAACGGUAAAGGGCAGGAGGUCAUCACCAUGGCCGUGCUUCUUUCAAUGCAGGAUAUUGUCCUCACUGAACGACGACUCAAGAAGCCAUACAACCCACGAUGGCUGGAAGGAUUCAGGCAGGGCGAGUACUUUCUGCAGGCAACAGAUCCCGGUGCUCGCUACUGGAAAAACAACAACGUCCAGUACAACGAACUUCGCAUCUCUCAAUCUAUCAUCGUUGGUCGGGCAGUGAUUCUCGCUCAACCGAUGAUGGCCCUUCCAUCACCAGAGACUUUUAACCCCGAGGCUGAAGCAGGCAGGUUCAGCUGGCUCCUUUAUGGAACAGAGAAGGAUAUGUUUGAGAUCCAUGGUGGAUGUGGCUUUUCAAAGAAACUGUUGCAUCUUAUGAGCCAAGUAACGUACUGUGCAGGCCGAUUGCAGCAAGAGCCCGAAUCUACCAUCGUCCCAAUCACGGCAAGAUUUCUCUUGCGCGAACUAUCGGAAAUGCGCCAAUGGAGUCGUGAAGGCAAAGACUGGGAGCUGGCUCGAAAGUACCCUCCAACGAUAGACUGGGUGCGCGACAAAGCAGAUGAUGUGAUAAUCGAUUCGAAUCAAAUCAUGACGGAGGUUACAGCUGAGGCAUGGAGGAUCGCCGCAAUAAUUUAUUAUCAAUGUCGUCUUCUGAGGCUGCCUCGAAACCACCCGGAAGUUCUUACCAAUCUUGAUGAUCUUGCCCGUUGCAUACGAAUUAUGCCUACAUCGGGGUCUCACUUUACAGCUCAAGCACCUUUGUUACCAGUGUUUUUUCUGGGCUUACUCGCUACUGAACCUAUACACAAGGAAGUUUCAAUGGGUUGGUUCGAACAAGUGGUUCAAACGCCAGUUCGCAGUAGCGUCCCCCCCUUGUACGAUGCGCUUUUGCGCAUCUGGAAAUGGAUUGACAAAGAAGUACAAAUCCAAUCAGAUCCAACUGCUCUCCCCAAAGCUAUCGGUAAGAGGUACCCUUGGUGGGAACACCUUGUUGCAAAGGUCCUCGAUGAAGAAGAGGAAACCCUGUGCCUAACCUGACGGAACGCAACGAACAAACUUUGAUCUGUCCAUCCAUUUUGGGAUUACAAUACCUUCCUUACUCGUAAAAGGUACUGUUCGCAGAUAUUCUCAGCAAUAGUUGCCCGCCUUUUG